CCCGUUGUCAGUUUUGGGCGGGAGUCAUGGCGGGCAAGCUGGAUUCCAAGCCCUCUUCCUCUGUGUUCCAUCUCCCUUCGAAUUUCUUUCAUGCUUUUCGCCUGGUUCUUGACCUAGAAGAUGACGAUCAAAGCAGGCCAUCACCAUCAGACUCGAGCCAUGGCUUGCCCGGCCAUGUGCCAGAGGCCUCUGUAUCAGGGCUAGGGUUAUGGUUAGGGUUAGGGUUAGGGUUAGAGAGUAAUGGAAAGCAGGGGAUGAGGAGAUGGUCCUGUAACACCUGCAAGUCUGAAUUCGAGUCCCUCGAAGAGCAGCGAUCACAUUUUAAGUCUGAUAUCCAUCGAUUCAACGUUAAGUUAAGCUUGGCUGGGAAAAGCACGGUCAAGGAAGAAGAUUUUGAUGAGUUAGUUGGGGACUCUAUGUCUAGAGAUUAUGAAGUUUCUAGUAUAUCUGGUUCAGAAGAUGAGGGCGACAAGGAGCCUUCGCCAAAUGCUGGUACCUUCGAUGGCUUAGGGAAAGGCGAAAGAACUAAGCAAAGAAUUUUCACUAUUCUGAAUUCUGGAAAAACGAUUUCUAUUUGGAAAUGUUUGCUUUUGGGAGACCAUGAAGAUCUUUCAUAUGAGAAAAAUAAAUCUAUUUCCCCAGAAAAUGUUUGGUGUGCCAAAUCUUUGGGUGAAGAUGAGUUAAUUAAUAAAUUGCAACAUUUGGUAUGUGAACCUCGCAAUAAGACACAUUUGAGGAUUGUGCUGCUUGCAAGUGGUGGCCACUUCGCUGGUUGCGUUUUUGAUGGGGAUUCUAUUGUAGCUCAUAAGACAUUUCAUAGGUAUGUAGUGAGGGCAAAAUCUGGCAAAAAGCAGUCAUCUAAAGAUGGCACUGGUAAAGCUUCCAAAUCUGCUGGAGCGUCUCUUCGCCGAUAUAAUGAACUUGCAUUGAAGAAGGAAGUUCAAGAGCUACUUGCUUCUUGGAAGCCUUACUUUGAUGCAUCAGUGUGCAUUUUUGUUCAUGCUCCUUCAAAUAAUCGUCAGCUGCUUUAUGAUGGUGAAAACUCAAUUUUUGUUAUCUUUGAGCACCUUAUAAGGCGUGUACCAGUCACAGUCCGAAGGCCCACAUUGAAAGAAGCUCGACGUGUUUAUAGUCAAUUGACACAUAUAAUUUAUGUAACAGAAGAUCAGCGGGCAGAAAAUGACCAAAGAGAAGGAAUCAACUGAAGAAAAAACUGUAUCAUGCGAGAAAUAUCUGGGCAUACGGAAAAUACUGGUAAUUGUGAAGCGCCAAUUGAUAUCAAAUAUUUGGAGGGGUCCACUUCGGUCAAAAAUCAAGUCGUGGACACCUCGAUUUCAAACAAUGUGAGCAAUGGGGAACCAGAGUUAACACCCCUGCAUGAGGCAGCAAGCUCUGGCAAUGUGCAAAAAACCCUAGAGCUUCUUGAACUAGGAUGUGACCCAUGUAUUAGAGAUUCAAGAGGGAGAACACCAUAUAUGAUGGCCACAGAUAAAGAAGUAAGGAACAAUUUCAGAAGAUUUAUGGCUUUGAACCUUGAUAAAUGGGACUGGCAUGCGGCCAAUGUGCCUAGUCCACUGACUAAGGAAAUGGAGGAAUCUCAAGCAGCUAAACAGUCAGAGAAAGAUGCCAAGAGGAAAGCUAGAUCCAAGGAAUUGAAAAAGCUACGAAAAGCUAAAGAGAAAGCUCAGGCUCAGGCCCCAUCAGCAGCCCCUCCACAGAUUUCGACUGUUUCUGAUGGUCAUAUGGUUGUUUCCAUGCCGCAACAUAAAGGGGUAAAUGCACUCGUUUCUAGUAGUGGGGCAAAGUUGUCGCAAGAGGAAGAACUAAAGAGGGAGAGGGAAAUAGAAAGAGAAAAGAGGGCAGCCGCAGCUGAGAAGAGGAUCGCUGCUCAAAAGGGUGCUCUUGUAACCAGCUCAACUGCUAUUCCAGAUAGCAGCUUGGGAGCCAAAGGUAUGAUGAGUGAUGAAAAAUGUUCAUGUUGCAUGGCUUCCUUAGCUGGAAAAAUCCCAUUCCAUAGGUACAAUUACAAAUAUUGUAGUUGCUCAUGCAUGCAUGUGCAUAGAGAAAUCUUAGAGGAUGGAUAGCCAUCCCUCAUUCAUUUUCACCAUCUAAUGUACCUCUCUCUCUCUCUCUCUCUCUCUCUCUCUCUCUCUCUCUCUCUCUCUCUCUAGUUUAGUUCCUGCUAAGUUUUUUGGUUCAAGUUUAAUGAAUAUUGUUGCACAAAAAUGAAUAAACAUUUAUGAUCGUAUAUGAUGUUAAGAUGUAUAUGCCAUUAAUUAAAGUUGUUUA
Molecule: messenger RNA, 2289 nt
Organism: Amborella trichopoda
Lineage: Eukaryota; Viridiplantae; Streptophyta; Magnoliopsida; Amborellales; Amborellaceae
Product: zinc finger protein-like protein
Biological process (GO): ERAD pathway
Molecular function (GO): protein binding
Source: RefSeq, a predicted model, not a curated record